This is a messenger RNA of Momordica charantia (bitter melon), 2381 nucleotides long. RefSeq names its product Pentatricopeptide repeat (PPR-like) superfamily protein. NCBI's taxonomy places the organism in Eukaryota, Viridiplantae, Streptophyta, Magnoliopsida, Cucurbitales, Cucurbitaceae. Gene Ontology annotation, molecular function: protein binding; RNA binding. Gene Ontology annotation, biological process: RNA modification. The record is from RefSeq and is a predicted model, not a curated record.
UAAGGGUAGGGUCCAACGGUGGCUUCGGAUCCGUCUCCCCGAUCGGAACGGUCGCUGCUGCCCGAAUGUUCUCUUCUGCGAUGAGCUGCUUCUACGCCGCCGGCGCUAGCUCGCUAUAGAUGAAUGGGUUUUCUAUCUCACAUGGUGCCCCUCUGCAAUGCCCUCUUUCUCUUCCCAAUCCCUCAAAAAACCCGCUUCUUUUCUUCCGAUCAAAUCCAAGCAACGCCCCUGUAUCGUUCAGUCCCUUCUCGCCCUCUCUUCUCAAGGGCACCUGCCCGAAGCCCUCUCCCACCUCGAAUUAUUGGCUCGAAGAGGCAUACGAUUACCCUCUAGCACUCUCGUCCAUCUCUUGCGACUCUGUGCGAAAGUCAAGUCCUUCAAAGGAGGCAAAUGGAUUCAUUUCUAUUUGAAACACACGGGGUUGAAGCGCCCCACCACUAUUGUAGCCAACCAUUUGAUCGGUAUGUACUUUGAAUGCGGCAAUGACAUAGAGGCACGCAAGGUGUUUGAUAAAAUGUCUGCGAGGAAUUUGUACUCUUGGAACCAUAUGCUUGCUGGGUAUGCUAAGUUGGGGAACAUUAAUCAAGCUAAGAAGUUGUUCGAUAGUAUGACCGAGAAGGAUGUUGUUUCGUGGAAUACUGUGGUUCUUGCUUAUGCGAAGAAGGGGUGUCUCAAUGAAGCUAUUGGGUUGUAUAGAGACUUCAGGAGACUCUCUAUGGGGUUCAAUGAGUUUAGUUUUGCCGGUCUUUUGAUUCUCUGUGUGAAGAUCAAGGAAUUGCAGCUCGCAAAGCAGGUUCACGGGCAGGUAUUGGUUGUUGGGUUCUUGUCUAAUGUAGUGCUUUCUAGUUCUAUUGUUGAUGCAUAUGCAAAAUGUGGAGAAAUGGGGUGUGCAAGGAGAUUGUUUGAUGAAAUGCCGGUGAAAGAUAUCCUUUCGUGGACCACAAUGGUCUCUGGAUAUGCUAAAUGGGGUGACAUGAAUUUGGCUAGCGAAUUGUUUCACCAAAUGCCUGAAAAGAAUCCUGUCUCAUGGACAGCUCUGAUAUCAGGCUAUGCGAGAAACAGUUUGGGGCAUGAAGCACUUGAUUAUUUUACAAAAAUGAUGACGUUUCGUAUUAAUCCCGACCAAUAUACAUUUAGUAGUUGUCUUUGUGCUUGCGCCAGCAUUGCUGCACUAAAGCAUGGUAAACAGGUACAUGCCUGUUUGAUAAGAACCAAUUUCAGAUGCAACACAAUAGUCGUGAGCUCUCUCAUUGACAUGUAUUCAAAGUGUGGCAUGUUAGAAGCUGGCUGCCACGUUUUCUACCUUAUGGGAAACAAGCAGGAUGUUGUUUUGUGGAAUACAAUGAUAUCUGCCCUGGCACAACAUGGUCAUGGGGAACAGGCUAUGCAGAUGUUCAAUGACAUGGUUAAAUCGGGUCUAAAGCCUGAUAGGAUCACUUUUAUCGUGAUUCUUAGUGCGUGUAGUCAUUCAGGUCUCGUGCAAGAAGGACUCCGGUUUUUCAAGGCCAUGAUGUAUGAUCAUGGUGUUCUCCCUGAUCAAGAACACUAUGCAUGCUUAAUUGACCUCUUAGGUCGAGCUGGAUGGUUUAUCGAGUUGGUAAACGAACUAGAGAAGAUGUGUUGUAAACCCGAUGAUCGGGUAUGGAAUGCCUUACUUGGCGUCUGUAGGAUACACGGUAAUAUAGAGCUUGGAAGAAAAGUGGCUGAACAUGUAAUUGAGCUGGAGCCUCAAUCUUCUGCAGCUUAUGUUUCUCUUGCAAGUUUGUAUGCUUUUCUUGGGAAAUGGGAGUCAGUAGAGAAGGUCAGGGAACUAAUGGAAGAGAGAUUUGUGAGGAAGGAGCGUGCAAUUAGUUGGAUUGACACUGGAAAUAAGGUCCAUUCUUUCAUUGCAUCUGAUAGAUCACAUCCAUUGAAAGAAGAAAUAUACUCGCUACUGGAGCAAUUAGCCAGCCAUACAGAAGAAGACUUUUCAAUCAUUUGAAAAAGAGGCUGCUAAAAUUAUCGGCAUGCAGGUUGUUUUUAAGACGACCUGUUGCAAAGUCUACCCGUUAAGAAUGAAAGUUGCUGAUAAGUUCCACACAGAAUGUGUUCUCUGUUGGGAAAUUUCACCCAAGUGAAUCUAAUACAUCGGGUGAUAAUGAUCCAUAUGACACCAGAAAUUUUUUUCUGAGGCUGACAUUUUCCUAAUAAACUCUUUGAUCGUGAUUUGUUUAUCUCACUGGUAAUCAAUAAUAAUGGCCAGAGUUAGUUUCUUGAUUCCACUUUUUGUUUGUAUAGUUUAUGUUGUGUAAAAUUUGGUCAUUGUAGCUUUUAGCCAAAUUUCCAUGAUUUUCUUAAAGGGGCGCUCACCAAAGGAGGUAGCACCUCAAAAUGCUUCAGGA